Messenger RNA from Pyrenophora tritici-repentis Pt-1C-BFP, 1110 nucleotides. Its product is annotated as IBR domain containing protein. Gene Ontology annotation, biological process: positive regulation of proteasomal ubiquitin-dependent protein catabolic process; ubiquitin-dependent protein catabolic process; protein polyubiquitination. Gene Ontology annotation, molecular function: zinc ion binding; ubiquitin conjugating enzyme binding; ubiquitin protein ligase activity. The record is from RefSeq and is a predicted model, not a curated record. Gene Ontology annotation, cellular component: ubiquitin ligase complex; cytoplasm. Lineage: Eukaryota; Fungi; Ascomycota; Dothideomycetes; Pleosporales; Pleosporaceae.
AUGGCGCCUUCAACUCGAUUGCGAGCCAUGCCAAGUCGCCGGGUUGAUUACGCAGAAUCGUCUUCAGCUGCCCCAUCAGGCACGCGUGCUAAUCCUAUCCUCGCCGAUGACAGUCCGGAACCUAGAUCGUCGCCAGAGCCACCUAGACGUGUCCAUAGAGAUCGCCCUAGGCGCUCCGUUGUCGCUCCUCGGCCGCGGUCCUUUCUGGGCCCUUUUACACCUGUUCCUCCGCCAGUUCUGAAUCGUGUUCCUCGUGUCAAGGCCGGCGCUAUCGUGAAGCCAAAGCAGAAGGCACGCCCGUCCAAGCAAGAGUGCUUACUAUGUGCGGUUACAAAGGGCACCAGCCGUUGCUUCAAGAAAUCAGAAAAUGUUUGCGAGCAUUUCCAGGUCAUCUGCAACCAAUGCAUCCAAAAAAUGCUCAAGACAAAGGUUGCUCAGCAACAACUCGAAAAAGCAGAGCUGAUCUGUCCCUUUGGCAAUUGCGGGCAUGAACUCGACUUUGGAGCUCUCAAGACCACAUUGCUGAAGCAUGUAUUCGAAGCCUACGAUACAGCCGUCAUGAAAUACACUCUAUCUACAAGCGACUGGUACAUCACCUGUCUCUCAUCUAAAUGCGGCCUACCAUUCUCUAUCGAAGACUGCAUGAAGAAGAAGAGCACUACCAAGGCCAUCACGUGCCCUUAUUGCGAGUAUAAAUCCUGCCUUGAGUGUUACCGACCCUGGGACACGCACGAUGGCGUUAAUUGUGACGAGGCGAAGAAGUCAGAAGACGCAAAGUCCGAGGCGACCCUCAAGAAGAUGGGCGCGAAGCCCUGUCCAAAUUGCGGGAUCAAUAUCCAGAAGGAUGGUGGAUGCGACCACAUAAAGUGUCAGCACUGCCGUUACAACUUCUGCUGGACCUGUCUCGUCGGAUACAAGGCCAACAUGGAACAUCUCGGUAACUGCCCUCAGCGGGUACGCCCUAUUGCCAACGAUCCUGGUAACUGGGUUCCUCAUAACCUCGACAACAAUCAAAUCGUCGCGCUCAUAACCCAGGCGUAUGAGCGUAGAAACGACCCGGUUCCACCUCAUGCUCUACCCCUUGCUCCAGCACCCAACAAUGGUGACUGA